AUGCCAUCAUACAAAUCACCACAACAAACAACUUCACCAUCUUCAUCAAAUACUACAACAACCCCAACUUCAACUUCAAUACCAUCUACUUCUAAACAUCCAGCCUCACAAAAUACAACACCAUCAUCUUUAUCAGAUAGUAGUAAAUCUGCAUUUUCAAAACCAUCAGAACCAUUAGUAUUUUCAGAUUGGGCAGAUGACGAAGAAGAAAUGGAUUAUUCAAAACCUUUGGUAUUUAUAGAUGAGGAUCUUGGUCAAGCUAAAGAGAGAGAAUUGGAGUUAAAGAAACAAGAGGAAUUAUUAAGACUUCAAGAAGAAGAAGAAGAAAGAGAAAGAUUACGUCUCAUCGAAGAGGAGAUUAGAUUAGCAGAAGAAAGAGAAAAACAAAGAAUCGAGGAGGAAUUAGAGAGAAAAAGACAAGAAGAAGAGAGAGAAAGACAAAGGAUUCAAGAGGAAAAAGAGAGAAUCGAAAGAGAAAAACAAUUAUUAGAGGAGAAAAAACGUAAAGAAAAUGAAGAGAUUCGUUUAAAGAUGGAGAUAUAUGAUGGUAUUGAAAAACAAAGAAAAGAGAAUGCCAGAAAGAAAUUAGAAGAAAUGGAUGAAAAAGAGCGUUUAGAAAAAGAGGCAAAAGAAGCUGAAAGAAAGAUUAGAGAAGAAAAAGAGCGUUUAGAAAAAGAGCGUUUAGAGAAAGAACGUUUAGAAAAAUUAAAACAAGAACGUUUAGAAAAUGAAAGAUUGGAAAAAGAAAAACAACAACAACUUUCUUCUUCAUCAUCGUCAUCUCAAAAAGAUUCUUCUUAUUCAAAUAAACCCUCAUAUGGUGCUUAUACUAGACAAAAUAGUUUUGGUAGACAACAACAACAACAGCAACAACAACAACAACAACAACAAGGUUCUGGCUAUAAUUCACAUUACAAUAGAGAAAGAGAUAAUAGGGAUAGCAGAGAUAAUAGAGAUAAUAGAGAUCAACACAAUAUGAAUCGUGGACAAUACGACCAAAGACAACCACCUUCUCAUAUUAAUGAUCAACAAUCAUCACAACCUACCCAAAGACCAUCAUAUAGUAGAGAUAAUAGUAGAGAAAACCUUCAUCAGAGAAGAAUGAAUGAUGAUCAUCACUUUAAACAUGAUGAAAAUGUUAAAAGAUUCGAAUCUGAACAACCGCAUCAUUCUUCUUCUUUUAAUCAACCACCAUCUUCACACCCACAACCACAACAACAACCACAACAACAACAACAACAACCACAACAACAACAACAACAUCAACACCAACAUCACCAACCACAACAGCAAUCUCACCAUCAACAAACUCAUCAUUCUUCAUUCCAUUCAUCUCAUCAUCAACCACAAAGUGGAUUUCAACAAAGACCACAUGAUGAUAGAUGGGGUAAUGAUAAGAGAGAUGAUAAUCGUGAUCGUGGUUUUGGUUCGCACUAUAAUAGAGAUCAACAAAGUGGUUCUUACAAUAAGCAUCAAGAAAAUUUCCCCAAAGCAAUUUUAUCUAGAUCAAAUAGUAAAGAAGAACAUCUUCAUAUUAAAGGUCCACAAAAAUUCGAUAAUAGAGAUAGCAUAAGGGAUAAUAGAGACAAUAGAGAUUUUAGAGAUAAUAGAGAUAACAGAGAUGGUGCAAGAGAUAAUAGUAGAGAUGGUGGAAGAGAUAAUAGAGACAGCAGAGAAAGACAAGACCAAAGAUCAUCAUUAGAAAGACAAAAUUCAAUUGAAAAACAAAACUCUGCCCUAUAUAGAGAAAAAUCCUCAGAAAGACUUUCUCAAUACCACCAACCAAAAAAUCAACAAUCAAAUCAACCACCAUCCAAACAUCAACAAUCACCACAACAGUCAUCACAACAAUCAUCACAACAGUCAUCACAACAAUCAUCACAACAAUCAUCACAACAAUCAUCACAACAACAAUCACAAUCACAAUCACAAUCACAAUCACAACCACAACCACAACCACAACCACAACCACAACAACAACAACCACAACAACCACAACAACAACAACCACAACAACAACAACCACAACAACCACAACAACAACAAACACCACAACAACAACAAACACCACAACAACAACCACAACAACAACCACAACAACAACCACAGCAACACCAACAACACCAACCACAACAAUCCCAACAAUCCCAACAACAACAACCACAAAAACUACAACAACAACCACAACAACAACAACCACAAAAACUACAACAACAACAACAAACAAGUAAACUAGUCACCUCACCAACAUUACCAUCUAAUAAUAACUCAACAACCCAACCACCAUUAAAAGAAACUGUAAACUCCGAAUCAUCAACACCAAUUGUGCCAUCUGGUUCAUUAGAGGAUAUUUCACAAGAACAACCAAAGAGAGAUUCUUCAAAGAAACCAUUAUCAAAUAGCGGUCAAACUAAAGCUCCAUACAACAAGAGACAAGAUUAUUACGAUAAAAACAACAGGAACAAUAACAAUACAACUGGUAGUGGAGGUUUUAACAAAAACUAUAAUAAUAAUAACAAUAACAAUAACAAUAAUAAUAACAAUAGCAAUAGCAAUAAUAACAAUGUAAGCAACAAUAACAAUAUUAGCUCAAGUGGUAACUUUAAUAGAUAUAACAAAAAGGAUUAUAAUAAGAGUGGUGAAUUUGUAAGAAAAUCUACCUCCACCGAAUCAUUUAGUGAACCAACCACCCCAAUGGCCGGGAAACCAACUAGCGCAAGUGCAAAUCAAUCUAUUGCAUCAAGUAGUGAUGUUGUUCCAUCACCUCAACAAAAAUCUUCAACUGAAUCAUCUUCAUCUUCACCUUUACCACCACCAACAACAGAGCCACAAUCUCUAGAUGAUAGAAAUAAGAGAGAUAAAUAUUUCAAUAAGAGUUUUAAUAAUAAAAACAAUCCAAAUAAUAACAAUAGUAAUAGUAAUAAUAGUAAUAAUAAUAAUAAUAAUAAUAACAAUAAUAAUAAUAAUAUUAAUACUAUUAAUAAUAAUAAUAACAAUAAUAAUAAUAAUAAUAAUAAUAAUAAUAAUAUUAAUAUUAAUAGUAAUAGUAUUAAUAAUAACAAUAAUAUUAAUAAUAACAACAGGGGAUUGGACUCAAAACGUGGUUUAAACAAUAGCAAUAGUAGUUAUCAAAGAAAAGAGUAUAAUUCUGAUUUUAAUAGUAAUGAUAAAGAUUGGAAGAAUAAGGGUAAACAACAAAAAUCAUCGCAACCACAACAACAACCACAACAACAACAUCAAAAUCCAUCACAAAAUAAACAACCAAACUCUCCACAUCCAUCAUUAAAUAGUGCACCGGUUAAUCCAACACCAGCACCUCCACAAAUUGCACAACCUGCUCAUGCACCUUGGUCAAAUCCAAUCAAUUGGAAUGAGUUAAAACCAAUCGCCCCACCAACAACUACGACCAACACCACACCUUCAACUCCAGAGCAACAACAAUCCAAUACUGCUGUGGCUUCCUCUUCCCAACCUUCAACCCCAAAUCGUUCAGCCAACAAAUUAAAUAAUAGUGGCCCAAAUAAUAAUAAUAAUAAUAAUAAUAAUAAUAAUAAUAAUAUUAAUAUUAAUAAUAAUAAUAAUAAUAAUAAUAAUAAUAAUAAUAAUAAUAAUAAUAAUAAUAAUAAUAAUAAUAAUAAUAAUAAUAAUAAUAAUAAUAAUAAUAAUAAUAAUAAUAAUAAUUAUAAGAAUAGAAAACAAGAAAAUAACGAUCAACAGCAUUAUAAAAGAAAACCAAAUAAUCAAAAUAAUAGUAACAACCAAAAUAAUCAAAAUGCUAUUAACAACCAAAAUGAUCAAAAGAAGAAAAUGUAUGUUGUAAAAGGUCAAAACGAUGAAAUUUCAAAUAAAUAA
Messenger RNA from Dictyostelium discoideum AX4, 3852 nucleotides. RefSeq lists its product as hypothetical. The transcript is spliced from 2 exons. The record is from RefSeq and is a predicted model, not a curated record. NCBI's taxonomy places the organism in Eukaryota, Evosea, Eumycetozoa, Dictyosteliales, Dictyosteliaceae. Gene Ontology annotation, biological process: regulation of transcription by RNA polymerase II. Bases 1 to 3852 code for a protein of 1283 amino acids.